AUGAGCAGAAGGAAACAGACCUUCGUUGUAAGAGAUGAUGCUUCGCAGUCCCAGAAUGACAUGGGUGCACCAUCGCCUAAACGAUCAAAAGAUGCUGCACGAAAGCGACUAGAGAGAGAAAAUGAAAGCGAAGAGCAGACUGCGGCUCGACAUCUCACGAACUCCCGAAGUUAUGCAAAAUCUAGGGAAAACGAAACUGUCCCCGAGACUUUAGCAAGGCUAGAACGGCGGAGAACUAAUCGAAUUAAUGCAGCUGAUCGCAGAAUACAAGCUACUUGCCGAAUGGCAUUAAUCAACGAAAUAGACGAGUCUCAAUUUCCCUUACACAAUAUUGGACAAUUUGAUGUUAUUUGCAAUGACUGCAAUGCUAUUCAUUUUGAAAACGAAAGAGCAGGAGAUGGAAAAUUUACUGUUUGUUGUAAUAAGGGUAAAGUAAAAUUACCCGAAAUUCAGACCAAUGAUUACAUUAAGGGAUUGUUGACAGGAACAGACCCUGAUUCAAAGCACUUUUUUGAUAACAUCCGAUCCUAUAAUAGUGCAUUUGGUUUUGCAUCUGUUGGAGCUCAAAUUAGAGCACCUCCAGGUUUCGGCCCGUACUGCUUUAGAAUCCAUGGUCAAAUAUACCAUAGAACAGGAACAUUACAUCCUGAAGGGAGUGAACCUAGGAAGUAUGCUCAAAUUUAUAUUCUUGAUCAAGAACAAGCUACUGCCCAGAGAAUGAAUCAACCAGCCAACGCAAGUUGUAAAGAGCGCAUAAUGACAAAAUUAUUUGAUAUAAUGCAGCACAAUGAUCUUGCAAAAGCAUACAAAAUGUUAUAUGAAGUUGAACAGGAGGAGAAAGAUAAGGCAGCUCGCGAAGGACGAGUAGAAAAUCAGAUUUCGAUGGCCAUUUUACAAAACCGAAAUUCUGAUCCAAGGCGAUAUAAUUUCCAACGGAGCAAUGAAGUUGCAGUUAUUUUUAGCAACACAGAUGGAGAACCCCCACUAGAAAGAGAUCUAUUGGUUCACCUAAGAUCAAGAGGACAAAAUGUUCAUGGAACUAAAAGAAUUAGCAUUCUCCAUAAAAAUUUAGAUUCGAUGACAUAUCCAAUUUUUUAUCCUAAUGCGGAACAAGGUUGGGGUGAAGAUUUGACCCUGAUUAAUACUGGCAAUACGAGAAGAAACAAAGCAAGAGUGGCUGAUGAACUUGCAGCCGACUUGGCAAUUUUUAAUCCUGCUGAAGCCCCUGUAGCAACUAAUAAGCGGAAACGUGUAACUUUGAAAAUGUAUUAUUCGUAUUUAUUCUCGAUUAGAAAUCAGUUUAGUCCGAUUCUAAGCGGCGGAAAACUAACUCAACAAUAUUUUGUUGAUGCAUAUGUGAAAGCAGAGGCUAACGAUUUAAAUUACAUCAGACACCAUCAAGGUGAUCUACGAGCUGAUUCAUAUUCAUCAUUAAUAGAUCAUGUUUCUGAAGCUCAUGAUGCAAUACCUGGAAAAAGAAUUAUUUUGCCCUCAACAUUUGAAGGGAGCCCGAGAAAUAUGAAUCAAAAAUACCAAGAUGCAAUGACUAUUGUUCGCAAGUUUGGGAAAUUUAAACGAGGUUUACCUCAUGCUCACAUUUUGAUUAUCUUGAAACUGGAAGAUAAACCUAGAACAGCGACGUUGAUUGACAAAAUUGUUAAAGCAGAAAUUCCCAAUAAAGAUACACAUCCACGACUAUUUGAGGUUGUGACAAAAAAUAUGAUUCAUGGCCCGUGCAAUAAGCCAGGAUCUAGAUCACCAUGUUUAAUAACUGGACUUAAACCUAAAUGUUGUAAAGGAUUUCCAAAGCCUUUCCAAUCAGAAACACAAAACAAUGUCAAUGGUUAUCCAGCAUAUCAAAGACGAAAUUUAGGUACCGUGGUACUCGACAACCAAACUGAAAUUAAUAACAACUGGGUUGUCCCUUACAACCCUUAUUUAAGUUUGAAAUACAAUUGUCAUGUUAACGUGGAAGUGAUCAAAGCAUCAGUCACAUUUGAUCCUGAUGAAAUUGACGAAGCAAUUCAAAAAGCUGAACAUAGAGAUUCGACCUUGAUGGCUUGGUUCAAGCUAAAUCAGACAAAACAUGAAGCUCGAAAUUUUAAGUAUCAUGAAAUUCCAGAGCAUUAUGUAUUUAAUGCAAAAUGUCAGUGGGUGAUUCGCCAAAGAGGACAAGAAACGACAAUUGGUCGAAUGUAUCCCGUAAAUAUGAGAGACACUGAAAGAACAUUUAAUGGACAAAUAUUUCCGACAUUUUAUGAAGCCGCAUUGGCUAGAGGACUUACUAUGAAUGAAAGCGUUUGGGAUGACACUCUUAACGAUGCAGCAUAUUCCUCUAUGCCAAGACAACUCAGAGAGUUAUUUGCAUAUAUUUGCGUGUUCGGGGGUUUCGCUGAUGCUAGAGAUCUCUGGAGUAAGCAUAGAGAAAAUUUAGUCGAAGACUUUGCUAGAGUUCACGGUCAUCCUCCUGGAUCCACGUGCGAAGGCUGUGAUAAUUACACCCUGAGAGAUAUUCAAGAUAAUUGA
Folsomia candida is the source of this 2526-nucleotide messenger RNA. RefSeq lists its product as uncharacterized. The coding region runs from base 1 to 2526 and encodes 841 amino acids. The transcript has 4 exons. Lineage: Eukaryota; Metazoa; Arthropoda; Collembola; Entomobryomorpha; Isotomidae. The record is from RefSeq and is a predicted model, not a curated record.